Lepus europaeus (European hare) is the source of this 1480-nucleotide messenger RNA. It is a transcript of the gene TMPRSS4, whose product is annotated as transmembrane serine protease 4. Lineage: Eukaryota; Metazoa; Chordata; Mammalia; Lagomorpha; Leporidae. The record is from RefSeq and is a predicted model, not a curated record. The coding region runs from base 1 to 1404 and encodes 467 amino acids. Gene Ontology annotation, biological process: proteolysis. The transcript has 13 exons. Gene Ontology annotation, molecular function: serine-type endopeptidase activity; protein binding. Gene Ontology annotation, cellular component: membrane.
AUGGCUGGCGGCGAGAGGCGACCCCAGUGCCACCCCAGCUCUGCCAAACACUGCUUCGUCUCCAUGGACUAUGGACCUCACAGGAUUGUGAAUAAAGAGGAUCCCGCCAGCGACCAACCCCUGAAUGGCAUCGAUGCUGCUCCCCUGCGCAAGCCCCGCACCUCGCUGGAGAACUUCAAAAGGGUGGGGGUCCCCAUCAUCGCGGCCCUGCUGAGCCUGGCAACCAUCAUCAUUCUGGCUGUCCUCAUCAAGGUGAUUCUGGAUAAAUACUACUUCUUCUGCGGGCACCCCCUGCGCUUCAUCCCCUUGGGACAAGUGUGUGACGGCCAGGCAAACUGUGCCAUGGGAGAGGACGAGGAGCAGUGCGUCAAGGUCUUCCCUGAGCGACCCUCUGUGGCAGUCCGCCUCUCCAAGGACCGAUCCAGCCUGCAGGUGCUGAACCUGGCCACGGGGAACUGGGCCUCUGUCUGCUUCGACAGCUUCUCGCCAGCUCUGGCAAAGGCAGCCUGCAGGAAGAUGGGCUACAGCAGCAACCCCACGUUCAGAGCUGUGAAGAUUGGCCCAGGCCAGCAGCUGGAUGUUGUUGAAAUCACACAAAACAGCCAGGAGCUGCAGGUGCAGAACUCAAGCAGGCCAUGUCUCUCAGGCUCCCUGGUCUCCCUGACCUGCCUUGCCUGUGGGCAGAGCCCCAAGGCCCCUCGUGUGGUGGGCGGGCAGCAGGCCUCGGUGGAUUCCUGGCCUUGGCAGGUCAGCAUCCAGUACAAGAAGCAGCAUGUCUGCGGAGGGAGCAUCCUAGACCCCCACUGGAUCCUCACGGCAGCCCACUGCUUCAGGAAGCACCUCGACCUGUACAGCUGGAAGGUGCGGGCUGGCUCAGAGAAAGUGGACGACUCCCCGUCCCUGCCUGUGGCUAAGAUCUUCGUCUCCGAGUACAACAGCACGUACCCCAAGGAGAAGGACAUCGCCCUGGUGAAGCUGCGGUUCCCGCUCACCUUCUCAGACACAGUCAGGCCCAUCUGCCUACCCUUCUUCGAUGAGGAGCUCCCUCCAGCCACCCCGCUCUGGGUCGUGGGCUGGGGCUUUACAGAAGAGGGUGGAGGGAAGAUGUCCGACACGUUGCUGCAGGCGUCCGUCCAGGUCAUUGACCACACACGGUGCAAUGCAGAAGAUGCAUACCAGGGUGAAGUCACCGAGACGAUGUUGUGUGCGGGCAUUCCGGGAGGUGGCGUGGACACUUGCCAGGGCGACAGCGGUGGGCCCCUGAUGUACCAUGCUGGCCAGUGGCAGGUUGUGGGCAUCGUGAGCUGGGGCCAUGGCUGCGGGGGCCCGAGCACCCCAGGAGUGUACACCAAGGUUGCCGCCUAUCUUGACUGGAUCUACAAUGUCAGGAAGUCUGAGCUGUGACGCUGCCCCCCCGCUGCGGUGCUGGGAACUGCUUCUGUCUCCCCGACAUACAUGGGGAUCCCGCAGAAGACAGACA